Messenger RNA from Moneuplotes crassus, 732 nucleotides. The record is from the annotation of a GenBank genome assembly. Lineage: Eukaryota; Ciliophora; Spirotrichea; Euplotida; Euplotidae.
CUUACAUCUAUAUGGAAAAUCCGAAGAUUAACAAAAAGGUGCCGAGGGACGCUACAGUUGGGUUAGACGGAGAUUGCUUCGAAAUGAAGAUGCCUAACAUUGUUAAAAUUCAAUCAAAGCCAUUUGACCCCGCUACUUAUGAACCAGAGAAGUCUAUUAAGUACAAAAAUCAGCAUGGGCAGGAGAAAGAGAAAAAUUUUAACCUACUAAAUGUAAUUAGAUGGAGAUACACAGACCAGACCUCAGAGCCAUUUGUAGAGACUCCUUCCGUUGUUGAAAUGCGUGAAUCGAUGGGAUACAAAUCUCGGUAUCCUUCUAAACAAAUCGAGACUAACACAAAAGUCGUGGAAUGGUCGGAUGGCACAUUCUCUCUCAUAGUUGGAGACGAGACAUUCGACUUAAACUUUUCUAAAUCUUCCAACUGCCACGUCUACCUUAAGACUGAUGACCUCCUGGUGCACAAAAACCAGGUGGAGAGGAAAUGUCUAGUGAAACCUUCUAAAAUGUCUAAGAGGGCUAUGAAGUCCAUUCUCAAAAACGUGAAUGAGAAAGCAAAGCAGAUGCACUCAGUCGAGAAGACCUUCUCAAUGGUUGAUGACCCUAAGUUCAAGAAGGGCAGACUCAUGGAGAAGAAGGAAGAGAAGGAAAAGACUACCAGGAAGAGAUCCAGAAGGGAUUACCUGAAUUAUGAUUUGGGAUUUGAUGAUUAAGGUAAAAAAGCUUUCAAUUUUU